This is a messenger RNA of Nicotiana attenuata, 2873 nucleotides long. Its product is annotated as tRNA (cytosine(34)-C(5))-methyltransferase-like. The record is from RefSeq and is a predicted model, not a curated record. Lineage: Eukaryota; Viridiplantae; Streptophyta; Magnoliopsida; Solanales; Solanaceae. Gene Ontology annotation, biological process: RNA methylation. The coding region runs from base 109 to 2676 and encodes 855 amino acids. The transcript is spliced from 15 exons. Gene Ontology annotation, molecular function: RNA binding; tRNA (cytidine-N5)-methyltransferase activity.
CUGCUUCCCCUUCACCUGUUUUAACACAAUCUCAGAUUCUCAAAUUCUGAGAGGGAUCUCUCACCAUUCGAACUCGCUGUAGUUAAUUAGGAAAAACUAAAGAGCAAAAUGGGUUUCAGAGGAAGAAAGUCAAGAACUCAGAGAAAGCACUUCGUUCAAAGCAGAGAAAAUAACUGGAAAAGCAGCAACGAAAAUGGUGGUUCUGAUGAGCAACAACAAAAUGCUGCUACCACUGAUAAUAAUAGUAGUAACAAUAAUAGAGAAAACAGUAACCCUACUUGGCAACGCUUCGCCACCCAAAACCUUGCCUUUGAUGAAUAUUAUAAGGAGCAAGAGAUUGUGCCACCAGAAGAGUGGAAUACUUUUAUAGACUGUCUUCGAAGCCCGUUGCCUGCUGCUUUCAGGAUCAAUUCAAGUAGCCAGUGCUACUUGGAAAUUCUAUCCAAGUUGGAGAAUGAUUUUAUGAAGUCUCUACAGGAAGAGGGGACAGAUGGGAGUGAGGUUGAGGCAAUUAGGCCAUUGCCCUGGUAUCCAGAGAAUCUUGCCUGGCAGUCAAAUUUUUCUCGCCAGCAGUUGAGGAAAAACCAAAUACUUGGGAGGUUCCAUGAGUUCUUGAAGCUACAAAAUGAAAUUGGUAACAUUACGAGACAGGAGGCUGUGAGCAUGGUUCCUCCUCUGUUCCUGGAUGUACGACCCGAUGAUUUCGUUCUCGACAUGUGUGCAGCUCCUGGUUCAAAAACGUUUCAGUUACUUGAAAUGAUACACCACUCAGCUGAACCUGGAUCAUUACCUGGUGGAAUGGUCUUAGCGAAUGAUGCUGAUGUUCAAAGGUGUAAUCUUCUCAUCCACCAAACAAAGAGAAUGUCCACUGCCAACUUGAUAGUCACGAAUCAUGAAGCACAGCACUUUCCUAGCUGUCAUUUGAAUAGAAGUUAUGCAAAAGGUUCUGAGCCUCCAGAAGCAAAGGAACUUGAUAUUGAUCAACUUCUAUUUGAUCGUGUCUUGUGUGAUGUUCCAUGUAGUGGUGAUGGAACUUUACGCAAGGCUCCUGAUAUAUGGAGGAGAUGGAAUGCAGGAAUGGGUAAUGGUCUACAUGGACUACAGAUUCAGAUAGCAAUGCGAGGUAUGUCUUUGCUAAAAGUUGGUGGAAGGAUGGUUUAUUCAACUUGCUCAAUGAAUCCCAUUGAGAAUGAGGCUGUGGUUGCCGAGAUUUUAAGGAGGUGUGGGGGAUCUGUUGAACUCAUUGAUGUCUCCAGUGAACUUCCUCAGCUUGUUAGAAGGCCAGGUCUGAAAAAAUGGAAGGUUAAAGAUAAAGGAAUGUGGUUGACUUCUUACAAAGAAGUUAGUAAUUCUCGCAGAGCUGCAGUUGUUCCUGGAAUGUUCCCCCCUGGCAAAGCCUUUGUGGAUGCACCUGAGCAUGAUGAUGAUGCGAGUAGAAGUCAAUUGCCUGAUAAUGGGAGUAAUAGUAACUCUCAAAAUGGUAUUGCGGUGGUGCAGGAUCCUGCAACUCAAACUACAAUCUUGAAUGAGGAAGCUUCAACUUUGCCUUUGGAACGUUGUAUGAGGAUAGUGCCACAUGAUCAGAACACUGGAGCCUUCUUUAUUGCUGUCUUUCACAAGCUUUCUCCUUUGCCAGUCAUACAGAAGAGGCCUUUUGAUCAGCCAGGGAAAACUUCCACAGGCAAUUUCCAAGCACAAAGUUUUACUGAGGUCAAAGAUAUAAAUACUGAUGAAGUUGAGCAAGUGGAUUCUGUAGGUAAUCAGCUAUCUGAAGUGACUACGGAUAAUGAUGAUGAUGAUGAUGAUAUACUUGAAAAUGGAAAGGAUGAAGCUCCACUGGAUACUGACCCCAGUAAAAUGGUGAACGAAAAGAGGACGGAGCAGAUUGAACCUCCCAGUGAUGGAAGAUCUGGCCUUGAGUCGGUUAGAGGGGAAAGAAAGUUACAGAUGCAAGGAAAAUGGAGAGGGAUUGACCCAGUAAUAUUUUACCAGGAGGAGGCAGUUGUGGGUCAGAUAAAGGCAUUCUAUGGUAUCAAAGAAUCCUUUCCAUUCAAAGGUCAUUUAAUUGUUAGGAAUAGUGAUAUCAACCAUGUGAAGAGAGUUUAUUAUGUAUCUAAAUCUGUGAAAGAAGUUCUUGAACUCAAUAUUUUAGCGGGUCAGCAGCUCAAGAUAGCUGCCGUUGGGCUCAAGAUGUUUGAGCGGCAAAAAUCGAAAGAUGCUGGUGCAUUCCGCAUAACAUCUGAAGGGUUACCAUUGAUGUUGCCACAUAUAACCAAACAAAUACUGUAUGCAUCUCCUGUAGAUUUCAAACAUGUUUUGCAGCACAAGAGCCUUAAAUUUGGUGAUUUUGAGGAUGCUAAAUUUCGGGAAAACGCUUCAAAGCUGCAGUUUGGUUGUUGUGUGGUGGUUCUGAACAAAGAUAAGACCUUGUCAGAACCUCAAGUGGAUGCAUCAACUAUCGCUAUAGGAUGCUGGAGAGGCCGGAAUAGCAUCACAGUGAUGGUCACUGAACUUGAUAUCCAAGAACUCCUAGAAAGGAUGUUGAUGUAUAUGGAGGAGAAUACAGAUACCUUCUUGUUGGAAAACAAGCCAUUGACUGCUGAGGCAGAUAAAAUAGUUAAAGCAGAUGAAGCUGAAUUGAAUAUAUUGAAAAACAAUGAGACAAAUCAUAGGUAAAACUAACAAUUUUGGAAGUUGUUAUAAGUGUACCAUUGCAGGGGCAUUUGUGAGAUGCUGCUGCUUAUUUGUUGGUUUCUUCUGUUUAGGCAUUUUUACAACUCUAGAUUUCAGAUGAAAAUGGAGGGAAUGAUCCCCUUUGUAAUCUUACUUUUAUUUAUUUUAAUCAAAAUGUUGAAGAACCAACUUAGCAACUG